Molecule: messenger RNA, 896 nt
Organism: Andrographis paniculata
Lineage: Eukaryota; Viridiplantae; Streptophyta; Magnoliopsida; Lamiales; Acanthaceae
Exons: 8
Coding region: 55-699 (214 amino acids)
Biological process (GO): protein targeting to vacuole; proteasome-mediated ubiquitin-dependent protein catabolic process; protein catabolic process in the vacuole
Cellular component (GO): GID complex; extrinsic component of membrane
Source: RefSeq, a predicted model, not a curated record
UUGGUUUGCAGGGGUUACUUAAAUCGUCAUUUCGAUCGAGCAACGGAGGUGAAAAUGCCGGUGAGAGUGGUGGAAGCGUCGUCUCCAUCCGAAGUUCCAGGUACAAUUCCGGAAAACACUCUACCUCAGCCUUGUACACUGUUAAGUGUGGGUCAGGCUUUCUCUGGGACUCAAAAUGUAUCGAGUUUGCAAAAAGAUGAAGCAUGGAGAGUAAACGUGCGCAUCCAAGGUUGCGAUCUUGCUCAUGGAUACUUGUGUGGCACAAUGGAGGCCCUGAAUGUUCCUAUGGCAGAUACACCUGUUGUUACUUUCUGGGAAGGGGAAAUUGUCGACACCAAGAACUAUACUUUCUUCACUGGGAAGUGGGGAGCAACCGCGGAGGAUGACAUUAAACACUGGACAAAGUUCCCGUCCUUUUCACCAUUACAGAGCCAAGUGGAAGCAGAUGGUGGGAAAUCAUUGGACUUGAGUAACUACCCUUACAUAUUUAUGAGGUGGAAAGAGCAGUAUUUUGUGAAUGUCGGAACAGACUGUGGGCUCACAAUUGCUGGAUUUUAUUAUGUUUGCUUCUCCUGUAAUGAUGGUUCCAUCAAUGGCUUCUACUAUGAUCCUAACAGCAGCCCCUUCCAAAAACUGGAAUUAAAGUCCACUGAUGAUGGAAGAUCUGGAUUCAGUUUCUCCACUUAUGAGUUGCAAUAAUUUGAUAUCAGCCAUGCCCAAGCAGCUUGGUUCACAUUUUUUUAAUAUCAACAACUUAUUGGCUUAAUUUGAGAGACAUGGGAGGCUUAUCAAAUCCCCAAAUGUACCUUGAGUCUUUUAAGUUUGCAGCACUGUUUUUUUUUUAUUAAUUUGUUGUUGUUGAUGUGAAUAUAUAUAUAUUCCAGUUAUCCAAUUAA